AUGGUCCAACCAAGGAUUUUGUUCAUCGACGCUUAUGACUCCUUCUCCAACAACAUUAUCAGCCUCGUGGAAAGAUCCUUGGAAGUUACUGUAACAAAGCUCACAAUCGACUCUCAACUUCCUUCUAACCUCCAUGAGUCGUACGCGGGUAUCAUCAUUGGCCCCGGCCCCGGCAGCCCGUACAAACCAGCCGACGUGGGCUGUAUUCAGCAUGUAUGGUCUCUACCAGAAGAUCAGAUGUUACCAGUUCUAGGAAUUUGCCUAGGAUUCCAAAGCCUUGUGGUCCAUUUUGGAGGCGCCGUUGAGCGAUUGCCAUAUCCGCGUCACGGCAUCGAAACGGAUGUUCAGUGCUGCAAUGACCCCCUCUUCGUGGGAAUCCCCAAGUUGCGCUCUGUGCAGUAUCACUCCCUUCACGGAGUCGUUGGACAUACCUUUGAGGGCGAGGGUCUCUGGGACUCACAUGAAACGUGCCCGGAGCUUGUCCCGCUAGCAUGGGACAUCGACCAUACGUUUUCGCGGGCCCCUCCUACUCCCGAAGACCCGCGAAUUGCGCUCGGUCGACUCAACCCGACUCAUAUCUUGAUGUCUGUAAAGCAUCAGACCAAGCCCUUCUACGGAGUCCAGUUUCACCCGGAAUCGGUUUGUUCGAGCCCAGAAGCACGUCAAGUGAUUUGCAAUUGGUGGCAGAUUGCCAAGGAAUGGAACAGUCACCGUCAGGUUUCCCAGCCAUAUGGGGCAUCUGAGCCUAGUUCGGUCUUGUCGAAGACACUGAACAUGGAAAGCUUGAAUCUUGCCGUUAUCAGAGAUGCUCUCAAACCAAGCGGGGAUGAGCUCGUGGUUUUAGACUCCGAGAUGGCCCAGAAUUCGCCUUUAGGUAACUACUCCAUCCUCGGCCUAGUCUACCCCGAAACCCUUCGCCUAUCCUACAGUGCAGGUGAUAAACAAGUCCGCCUACAGCAGGGUGAGGAAUUGACCACUCAGAUAUUGGAUGGUGAUGAUCGCCACGUCUUCACUUUCCUCAAGGCCUUCAUGGAGAGCCACAAGCGGCUGUAUGGAAAUGAAAAGUCUCCAUUCUGGGGAGGGCUGAUGGGUUACAUCAGCUAUGAGGCUUGUCUAGAAACCUUGGGUAUCAAGGCUCAGUCUCAUCCCGAACGUCCAGAUGUACAGUUUGCGUUUGUCGAGCGCAGCAUUGUGAUAGACCACACUGCUCGCCAGCUUCACAUUCAGAGUAUCAAGCCUGAUGAUCAUGAAUGGGUCAACGAAUCUGCUACCAUACUGGAUCGCUUGGCACGCCCAGAGCUGUUUUCCGAACCCAAAGUCAGCGACGACUACGCCGAGAACGGUUCAACCCGCAGCAACUCAUCGUCUUCGUUAUCCAAAGAGGAUUCUCUCGAGAGUUCAGAUACUAGCUAUUCCUCUUCGCCUCCAUCGGCGGAUUUGGAGGGCAACAAGCAGGUCACACGUACCGUGUUCACCAUCCCCGACGAAGCCGCAUACACGAGAAAAAUUCGGGAGUGCAAGACAGAGAUUCAGCACGGCAACUCCUACGAACUAUGUUUGACCGACCAAACCAAGAUUGAUAUUUCUACCCCUAUGCCCCCAUGGGCACGCUACCUGCGCCUCCGCAGAGUCAACCCUGCUCCUUUUGGUGCCUUCAUCCGCCUCGGGCCAAUCACUGUGCUAUCGUCUUCCCCAGAACGGUUCCUAUCCUGGACUCGUCCCAACAAGGAAGACGCGGUCACUUGCCAGUUCCGGCCCAUUAAGGGAACCGUCAAGAAGCGACACGAAAAUCCUGAUGGGAGCACACAUUUUGUCGAUCUUGCCACGGCGAAGGAGAUUCUGGCCUCACCUAAAGAACGGGCCGAGAGCUUGAUGAUCGUUGACCUCAUUCGUCAUGACCUUACCGGUGUCGAGAACUCUAGUGACGUGCGAACGACCUCCCUGAUGCAAGUCGAGGAGUAUGAAAGCGUUUAUCAACUAGUGACCGUCAUAGAAGGCACAAUGCGGCCCACAUGCGCUGCCCAUGACCCAAAAUACCAACCGCUCGGAAUGGGGAUCGAAGUCCUUGCGGCCAGUUUGCCGCCAGGAAGUAUGACAGGAGCCCCCAAAAAGCGGUCGUGCCAGUUGCUUCGAGGUAUUGAGGAAGGCAAACCACGAUCGAUCUAUUCGGGCGUAUUGGGGUACAUGGAUGUCAGAGGCGGAGGAGACUUUUCUGUCGUCAUCCGGACCGCCUUCCGCUGGGAUGAUGAGACCACCGAGACAGAUGAGACUUGGAGGAUUGGAGCAGGAGGUGCUAUCACCGACAUGAGCCAGGAACUUGCCGAGUGGGAUGAGAUGCACACCAAAGUUGACGCUGUGCUUCGGUCGUUCAAGCUUGUGCACUAA
Molecule: messenger RNA, 2385 nt
Organism: Penicillium canariense
Lineage: Eukaryota; Fungi; Ascomycota; Eurotiomycetes; Eurotiales; Aspergillaceae
Product: para-aminobenzoate synthase (PABA)
Exons: 1
Coding region: 1-2385 (794 amino acids)
Biological process (GO): L-tryptophan biosynthetic process
Source: RefSeq, a predicted model, not a curated record